Leguminivora glycinivorella is the source of this 900-nucleotide messenger RNA. Its product is annotated as adenylate kinase isoenzyme 1-like. The transcript is spliced from 5 exons. Gene Ontology annotation, biological process: nucleoside triphosphate biosynthetic process. Gene Ontology annotation, molecular function: AMP kinase activity; ATP binding. NCBI's taxonomy places the organism in Eukaryota, Metazoa, Arthropoda, Insecta, Lepidoptera, Tortricidae. Bases 151 to 825 code for a protein of 224 amino acids. Gene Ontology annotation, cellular component: cytosol; cytoplasm. The record is from RefSeq and is a predicted model, not a curated record.
UUAUCCCAACCAUACGUUUCUGCCAACUGGCACAUUUACAGAACUUCCAAUGCCCUUCAAAAUAAUGGUGUAAUCCUAUCAAAAUAAGAAGACGCGCAAUUUCAAGAGUAUAUUAAGAAGAAUGGGGUUUUAUAUUUAGUUGGGUGAUAAAUGAAAACGCGGCAAGAUGGUGUUCGGGAAGUGUUUUGUGUUUUUGUAUUUAUUGUAACGGUGUGGUUUGAUGUGGAGAAAUCUAAACUUCGUGUCAAGGCCCCCAUUGACAAGCCAAUCGUGUGGGUGCUCGGAGGACCGGGCUCCGGCAAAGGCACGCAAUGCGACAAGAUCAUCGCCAAAUAUGGCUUCACCCAUCUGUCAUCUGGCGACCUCUUGCGGGCGGAGGUGAAGAGUGGAUCGGAGAGAGGGAAGAGCCUUACAGCUAUUAUGGAGCGAGGUGAACUGGUCCCCAACGAGCUGGUUAUGGAGCUUCUGAAGGACGCCAUCGAGGCCAAACUCGCUGAGUCUAAAGGCUUCCUCAUCGACGGCUACCCGCGUGAGAAGAGCCAAGGCGAAGCCUUCGAGAAGACCAUCGCUCCUUGCACUGUUAUCAUUUACUUCGAGGCAACCGCCGAAACCCUGACCAAGCGUCUCCUAGGCCGCGCCGCCAGCUCUGGCCGUGCUGAUGACAACGAAGAGACAAUCAAGCUGAGGCUGAAGACUUUCGUGGACAACAACGAACUAGUCCUCGCGCAGUACCCUGACAAAUUGAAGAGGAUAGACGCCGAGAGGAGUGUAGAUGACGUCUUCGCAGAGGUGGUCAGCAUCCUCGACUCCAUCGUGAAGGCCUAACGCCCCCGCCCGCUUUGUACAUACGCCCUUAUUUAUAAACAUUUGUUGAGCAAUAAAUAUGUUUUAAUUUUGUUA